Messenger RNA from Poeciliopsis prolifica (blackstripe livebearer), 1330 nucleotides. It is a transcript of the gene pthlha, whose product is annotated as parathyroid hormone-like hormone a. Gene Ontology annotation, biological process: bone mineralization; osteoblast development; adenylate cyclase-activating G protein-coupled receptor signaling pathway. The record is from RefSeq and is a predicted model, not a curated record. Lineage: Eukaryota; Metazoa; Chordata; Actinopteri; Cyprinodontiformes; Poeciliidae. The transcript has 4 exons. Bases 30 to 761 code for a protein of 243 amino acids. Gene Ontology annotation, molecular function: peptide hormone receptor binding; hormone activity. Gene Ontology annotation, cellular component: extracellular region.
GCAGCCAUGAUGCUGAUGACCUCCGUGUGAUGUCAUCAGGAGGUGUUGGCCCGGUUUAUAAAGCUUCCCGGUCCGGGACCACACCAAUCCUCACAGAGCCAGAGACCCGGGACAACAGACGGGUUGUGGUCCAAAGGACGACUCUUAUUCCCAACAGAACCUCCAGAACCAUGUUGUUCUCCAGCAGCCUCCUGCAGCGGUGGUUCUUCGCGGUCUUCCUGCUCUGCUCCCCGGUUCCGUUCGCGGGCCGACCCGUCGACACCCUGAGCGGCAGAAUGAGGCGCUCUGUGACCCACACUCAGCUCAUGCACGACAAAAGCCGGAUGCUGCAAGAUUUACGGCGGCGCAUGUUCCUGCAAGGCAUCCUGGACGCGGUCCACACGGCCGAGAUCCUCCCGGUCCGCAGCGCCGGGAGCAGCAGCGGCGCCGGCGCCGGGCCGCCCGGACCGAGCCUGGGGGUCAACCCGAGCACCACGGGCAGCACCCUGCAGUCCAAGCCCCCCGGAGGAACCAAGAACCUCCCCGUCAUGCUCCAGGAGGACGAGGAGGAGGGAACCCACCUGCCGCAGGAGACCAACAAGUCCUACAAGGAGAAGCUUCCCAGCAAGAGGAAGCGGAAGGGGAAGUCGGGCCGCCGGAAGGAGGCGGAGAAGAGGAAGAGGACGGUUCGCGCCGUCCGGCGAAGGCCAGGGGAAGAGGCGGGCAGCGGGCUCCAGCUGGAGUGGAGGCCGCUGCUGGGCCUGCAGGGGGCGCUGCAGUGAGACGCCGUCAGCCUCUGACGGAGACAGAAAUCUUGGCCUCGCCUCUCGGACUCGUAAAGGUUCACGACUCGUUCUCCCGUCACGGAGCAUUUGGACCGCAGAAAGAAAAUAUUUAUUGUGUGUAAAUAUCUGAGAUUAAAAAGCAGAAUAUGUUUAAAUGAAACCUUAUGGUUGCUCUGUGCAGCCAGAGAUUUUAAUCUUUGUGAAUCCUUUUUAUUCCAGUAAUGUCUGAUUAUUUCCAGUAAUUUAUUUUGGUGUAUUUAUUUUGAAACGUAUCGAGGUGCUGCUGACCUUCUAUAUUUUUGUACCAUAAUGCACUUUAGAUAUCUGACUAUAAUCUAUAAAUUUGUUUUUGUUGACUGAAGUUCAGAAAACUCGACUUUUUUUGUCAUUUUUUUAUUUGUUUAAACAUGUUGUUUUGUUGAGCUGUUUGCUUCCUCAUGAUGCCUUCACUGACCGUCGGUUUUCUCCACGCUCUACUGCCAUCAAGGUUCUGCUGGAGGUCAAAGUUCAUGUGUUCAUGUUGGUGAAGCCUGUUGUUCUGAGCUGAUUAAACAUGUCAUAUCUGA